Messenger RNA from Plasmodium fragile, 1980 nucleotides. RefSeq lists its product as uncharacterized. The transcript is spliced from 14 exons. Gene Ontology annotation, biological process: transcription initiation at RNA polymerase II promoter; heme biosynthetic process. Bases 1 to 1980 code for a protein of 659 amino acids. Gene Ontology annotation, cellular component: transcription factor TFIIA complex; mitochondrial inner membrane. Gene Ontology annotation, molecular function: protoporphyrinogen oxidase activity, oxygen as acceptor. The record is from RefSeq and is a predicted model, not a curated record. Lineage: Eukaryota; Apicomplexa; Aconoidasida; Haemosporida; Plasmodiidae.
AUGUCCCUGCUGAGAGACUCUGAUCUGGAGGAAGUGCACAGGAAGAUAAUCGACGGGACUAUUGAAAAGUGCAGCCAGUUCUACAACACAAGGAUUUUAGAGGCGAUAAAAAUACGGUGGCUGAAGAUAUACGAGAGGAAGCUGCAGGCUGCGGACAAGGGCCCUGAUGACCAGCCGGGCGUGUCGCAGCAGCAGGGAGCCCCCAACGCUAACGUGAACGACGACUUUGGAGACGACGCCUUUGAAGACGACGAAUUUGAGGACGCCGAAAUUGAGGAGAAGGAAAUUGCAGAGUUUGAAGAGCAUGUCCAGGAUGACGAAGCGGACGAACUGAAUGAGCUAGACGACAUCUCCAUAAGUGACCUGAGCGACGUGGACCCCCCGACAUCCAACGUGAUCGUCGGCAUCUGCGACAAGAUAACGAAGCCGUGUGGACGCAGAAACGCAAGCAGCAAUUGGAAGAUAAAACUUAAGGGAGGACUGAUGAAGGUGGACGGCAAGGAGAUGUUCUUCCGCAGUUUGCAGGGCGAGCUGGAACCGUUUUUGGAUUCCCCUCCCCCGAUGGCGUCCUCGCCUGGGCGCGCCCGGCUAAUGGCCACGGCCACCAAAUCCAUAUGCAUUGUAGGAGGCGGCGUGGACUCUCUCUGUCUAGCCCUAUACCUGGCCAAACAGAAACACCAAGUGAAACUUCUAAACGUUAAGAUUAAAUGCAGCCUGAUUGACACUGCGUACUGGAAGCAUAACGUAUUCGAAGUGGGUAGACAUUAUACCUUCCCCUUUGGUGGGUCCUCUGCUCGUUUCAAUGAACUCCUUCGAUGGGUGAAUGCAGAGGGUGAAGUCAUUUUGAGCAACCCGUACGCAAACAACCUUUCCUACCUGGAUGAGCAUGGAAGAAUUUACCGAGUCAAUGAGUUUAUUCUCAAAAUUUUGUUCUACCUUAUGAAGGAUUACCUCUUCGGAGCCUCCAUCACCCCUAACCCUAAAGACGAACGCAUGGACUCGUUCCUGUUGAAACGAUUCGAUGCUAACUUAUUCGAGAGUGUGAUUAGUCCAUACUGCUUCCACUACUUUGGGUAUUCUCCCCGGGAUGUGUUGAUGCGCGCGAACUUCUCCCAUUUCAUGGACCGCCUGGGGGAAGAGAAAUCCCUCAUCAAGACGCUGCGCGCAAUCGCCAGAAAAGGUAGCUCCUCCAUCUUUAACAACAAAAAGAAAAUCGGAAAGUUCGGCAAGGGAAACGUCACCCUGGUCAGCAAACUUCGGGAGCACCUGCAACUAUGCAGCAACGUCGAAGUGAUAACUCCGAGGGGAGACCUACAAAUAAGGUGCAUGCGCCGCGGGGUAAAGGUACAUCUCGGAAGGAAGUCCUUCAAAUGUGAACAAAUCAUUUUCUGUUUGAGUCCACACGAACUGAAGGACCUUCUGAGGAACGUGAUCUUCGAGGAGAAGAAAAAAGACACGCUUUUGAAAAAAUAUUUGUGGAAAUUCCGCUCCCAGGCGGUUAGAAUUUCUAACGUUUGCUUCGCCAAGAAUGUGUUGCCCUUGUCGCACUCGUUGGAAUCCCUCCUCUUGUUCAAACAGAACAAACAGAACAAGCUGAUCUCUCUCCUGUACGAGCGCAACAUAUUCCCCCCCCCGUGUGAUGAGCCUAGUGGACUAGAGGAGGAUUAUCCAGGAGAACCCUCGCCGGAGGGGGGCCUUUACGAGACGAGCCUGCGAUUUAUGAGCAGAGAAACGGAUGAACGCAAAUCGGUGGAGGAAAUAAAUGGUUUUCUUCGAGGCGUCUUGGGUGUGCAUGAAAAGCCCGACUUGCUCAUCAGCCACGUCCACCACGUCUUCCCUUUCGAUGCGCGCGCCGACCAGGUGUACAAAAAGAUAAUUAGCAGAAAGUGCAAGAGGGUACGGCUCUUCUGGCCAUUCUACUUUUUUAGAAGCUUCGAGUUUUGCCUGGAGGAAGCCAAGCGGCUUAGCGAUUCGGUGUAG